UCCAACAUCUCUCUUGGAGGUCAUCAAGACGUUUGUUCCCAGGUAUGGGUGGGGAUCACGGCCAUGGCAAACUGGCAAUGCCAGACUACAAACAGUGGAAGUGGGAAGGUACACCUUUGGAAUUCACGCAGCAGCGACUUGCUCGGAGGGGACUGAAGGACCCAUGGGCUCGAAAUGAAGCAUGGAGGUACAUGGGCAGUUUUGGCACCCCAGUCACUUUUAAGGAUGUACUUUUCCGUGGUUUUAAGGGAGGAUUCAUUGCGUUUGCAGUGGCUCUUGCUGUGGAGUAUGCAUUCUUCCCCCCAAAGAAGUCGGAGCACUGAGAUUCCAUCACGUCUGCCCGAUAUGUCUGGGGCUGAAUAAGGACUUUCACUGCACACCUUUAGGCAUUUGUUAUUUAAUAUAUCUUUCCCUGUAUUUCAGAGCUGUUAUUGUUUAUCCCAUUGUCCUGUGGAAGCAAGAGGGAUUUAUAACACCAGUGUACACUUAUAAGUCCUGUAUGACCAAUGUAUAGAGACCUUCAUUCAAUAAAUGAUAAACAAAGGUUUGAUUUUUGAGGA
Molecule: messenger RNA, 560 nt
Organism: Chanos chanos (milkfish)
Lineage: Eukaryota; Metazoa; Chordata; Actinopteri; Gonorynchiformes; Chanidae
Gene: ndufb3
Product: NADH:ubiquinone oxidoreductase subunit B3
Exons: 3
Coding region: 45-323 (92 amino acids)
Biological process (GO): mitochondrial respiratory chain complex I assembly; electron transport chain
Cellular component (GO): mitochondrion; respiratory chain complex I
Source: RefSeq, a predicted model, not a curated record